AUGGCGCGUGGACCUUCUAUUGUCGUUGGUCUUGAUUUCGGUACAACGUUCAGUGGGUAUGCAGAGAUGGUCCUCUUCCAUUAUGGUGGAGGCAACAGAACCUCCGUUAAAGUCCCAUCUGUUAUAUCUUAUGAUGGUCAGAGAACAUAUUGGGGGUAUCAGGUCCGUCCGUUUACAGAAGCCUUUCGAGGUGUCAAGUUAUUGCUUGACGAGAGCCAGGAAACCAAGUAUACACCCUCUUUGGCUUCAAAGGUGCUCUUGGGAAAACGUAAAACGAACGCGGUGCAAGUGGUGGCAGACUACUUAAAGUACCUUGUUGAAUAUGCUAAGUCGGUCCUUCAAAGACGAUUUGGUAUUCCCGCUAAAGAUAUGGACUUGCGAUUUACACUCACCGUCCCGGCUGUCUGGUCUGAUACGGCCAAAGAUAGGACUCUGAAUGCCGCAAUACAAGCAGACAUCCGGCCCCAGGAUAUUACUCUAGUUUCCGAGCCGGAAGCCGCCGCUCUUUACACAUUGCGCUCCAUCCAAAGCAACUCAAUGGCGCAAAAUGACGUAUUCAUCGUUUGCGAUGCUGGAGGGGGCACAGUGGUAAGGCGACAUCUUAUCUAUCAUAAUACCUAUGCUAAAAAGAGGCAGGAUUUGAUUUCAUAUCAAAUCAAAACCCUUGAGCCCCUCGCUCUGGUAGAGGUGACUGAAGGAACAGGGCGCAUCUGUGGAUCAAUGCUUCUAGAUCAGAGGUUUGAGAAACUUCUCCGAGAUAGAAUGAGUGUGAACUACGCCACACUGUCAAGCAAGUCCAAAGAAGCCGCGCUAUCUUACUGGCAAGACCGAGUGAAGCCUAACUACACUGGAAAAUAUGACAAUGAUUAUGCAGAUGUUGACUACUUCAUUCCUCUUCCGGGAGUUGCCGACAAUCCCAAGAUUCCGAUUGAAGAUGGGUUUUUUCAACUCAGUAGUGACGACGUUGAAGAUAUCUUUGAGCCCAUCGUUCAUGACGUCGAGGAGCUUAUUGCAGAGCAGGUGGCAGGCAUAACGAAACUCGGAUUUGUUACUAAGGCCAUCGUUCUUGUUGGCGGGUUCGGCUCUUCUAUUUACCUUCUUCACCGUUUGCAAAAGAAGAACCCAACUGUCCAACAAGCCCAAUACACAAUUAAACUACUUGCUGACGUAUCCAGAUGGUCCGCGGUUGUAAGCGGUGCUGUUUAUCGUGGACUAGAGGGCAAUCAAGUUGAGUGCCGGGUUGCCCGUCGACAUUACGGGAUUGAAUAUUCAGCAGGGUACAUUCCAUAUACCCAUAAUGCCGAAGACGCAUAUUGGGAUCCAUUAGAGGAAAGGUACAAGGCCAAUCGGAUGACUUGGUAUAUCCAAAAGGUGCCGGCAGCAUUUCUUACACUCUUGCGGUAUCGAGUACACACUGACCAAAGGUAUCAAGUCCUCUAA
Messenger RNA from Aspergillus oryzae RIB40, 1440 nucleotides. Its product is annotated as Hsp70 family protein. The record is from RefSeq and is a predicted model, not a curated record. Lineage: Eukaryota; Fungi; Ascomycota; Eurotiomycetes; Eurotiales; Aspergillaceae. Bases 1 to 1440 code for a protein of 479 amino acids. The transcript has 9 exons.